AUGAGGAAGCAGCGACUCCAGAAAGACUCCAAGAAGCCCCGAGUUCCCGUGCCCCACAUGGCCCUGUGGCGGCCCGGGGGCGGCCCGGGCGGCGCGGCCCAGCGCAAGGUGCGCGCCUUCUUCCGCUCGUGCCUCGACAUGCGCGAGAUCGAGCGGCUCGGCCCGCGGCCCAUGCUCGAAGUCAUCGAGGACUGCGGGGGCUGGGACCUGGGCGGCGCCGCCGAGCGCCCGGGGGCCGCGGCACUCUGGGACCUCAACCGGCUGCUGUACAAGGCCCAGGGCGUGUACAGCGCCGCAGCGCUCUUCUCGCUCACCGUCAGCCUGGACGACAGGAACUCCUCGCGCUACGUCAUCCGCAUUGACCAGGACGGGCUCACUCUGCCGGAGAGAACCCUGUACUUAGCUCAGGAUGAGGAGAGUGAGAAGAUCCUGGCUGCAUACCGGGUGUUCAUGGAGCGCCUGCUCAGCCUACUGGGGGCCGAUGCCGUGGAGCAGAAGGCGCAGGAGAUCCUGCAGCUGGAGCAGCGGCUGGCCAACAUCACUGUGUCGGAGUACGAUGACCUCCGGCGAGAUGUCAGCUCCAUGUACAACAAGGUGACCUUGGGGCAGUUGCAGAAGAUCACCCCCCACCUGCAGUGGAAGUGGCUGCUGGACCAGAUCUUCCAGGAGGACUUCUCGGAGGACGAGGAGGUGGUGCUGCUGGCCACAGACUACAUGCAGCAGGUGUCACAGCUCAUCCACUCCACACCCCGCAGGAUCCUGCACAACUACCUGGUGUGGCGCGUAGUGGUGGUCCUCAGUGAGCACCUGUCCCCGCCAUUCCGAGAGGCGCUGCACGAGCUGGCACGUGAGAUGGAGGGCAGUGACAAGCCACAGGAGCUGGCCCGGGUGUGUCUGGGCCAGGCCAACCGCCACUUUGGCAUGGCACUUGGAGCUCUCUUUGUACAUGAGCAUUUCUCGGCUGCCAGCAAGGCCAAGGUGCAGCAGCUUGUGGAAGACAUCAAGUAUAUCUUGGGCCGGCGUCUUGAGGAGUUGGACUGGAUGGAUGCUGAGACCAAGGCAGCUGCUCGGGCCAAGCUCCAGUACAUGAUGGUGAUGGUGGGCUACCCAGACUUCCUGCUCAAACCCGAGGCUGUGGACAAGGAGUACGAGUUUGAGGUCCACGAGAAGACCUACUUCAAGAAUAUCUUGAACAGCAUCCGCUUCAGCAUCCAGCUGUCUGUCAAGAAGAUCCGGCAGGAGGUGGACAAGUCCACGUGGCUGCUCCCACCACAGGCCCUCAAUGCCUACUAUCUACCCAACAAGAACCAGAUGGUGUUCCCAGCAGGUAUUCUGCAGCCCACCCUCUAUGACCCUGACUUUCCACAGUCUUUGAACUACGGGGGCAUCGGGACCAUCAUUGGACAUGAGCUGACCCACGGCUAUGACGACUGGGGGGGCCAGUAUGACCGCUCAGGCAACCUGCUGCACUGGUGGACGGAGGCCUCCUACAGCCGCUUCUUGCGCAAAGCGGAGUGCAUCGUGCGGCUGUACGACAACUUCACCGUCUACAACCAGCGCGUGAAUGGGAAGCACACACUUGGUGAGAACAUCGCGGACAUGGGUGGCCUCAAGCUGGCCUAUUAUGCCUAUCAGAAGUGGGUGCGGGAGCACGGCCCAGAGCACCCGCUGCACCGGCUCAAGUACACACACAACCAGCUCUUCUUCAUUGCCUUCGCCCAGAACUGGUGCAUCAAGAGGCGGUCACAGUCCAUCUAUCUGCAGGUGCUUACCGACAAGCAUGCACCUGAGCACUACAGGGUGCUGGGCAGCGUGUCCCAGUUCGAGGAGUUUGGCCGGGCCUUCCAUUGCCCCAAGGACUCACCCAUGAACCCUGCCCACAAGUGCUCGGUGUGGUGA
Suricata suricatta (meerkat) is the source of this 1899-nucleotide messenger RNA. RefSeq names its product endothelin converting enzyme like 1 (gene ECEL1). The coding region runs from base 1 to 1899 and encodes 632 amino acids. Lineage: Eukaryota; Metazoa; Chordata; Mammalia; Carnivora; Herpestidae. The transcript is spliced from 18 exons. Gene Ontology annotation, molecular function: metalloendopeptidase activity. Gene Ontology annotation, biological process: protein processing. Gene Ontology annotation, cellular component: plasma membrane. The record is from RefSeq and is a predicted model, not a curated record.